AUGGGGCUUCGAGAACAGGACUCCCUUCCAGCAGCGAAACAUUUCACCAACGGAGAGUAUAAUUUCCUGGCAGCGGCCGCUUCACUGAUUUGGGUUGCUGGUGUUGGCACAAUCGACGCCUUAUACGAGCAAGAGGGACUGAGACCCUUCCUACGUUACGCCUCGGUCCGCAAUACAGCCAACAGUACGACUUCUUCCCCGGGUAUUUUAACACUUGGAGAGGUUUUGAACACCCUUUUGGUAAUACUCCCCUCAAAAAUAUCAUUUACCCCAUUGGGCCUUGAUCCAUUCGGAAAACCGGCAGGCUGUCCUAGAUACCGAAUUUUCAUUCAAAACUCUUUUCGCAGCAUUAUAUUCUCUAUCAUUGGCUUCCUUGACCUCACAACAUACCGACUAGAUCCAGCACAUGGAGACUUGAGCUCGCGGGCAAAGGGCUGGUCCACUGGCCCUAUCAGAACUCACGUACUAGAACCUAGAGACACCAACUAUGUCACCAUCGGCGCCGUAUCCUUCAGCAUCCGAACAGCUACGCAGUCGCUCACCUUCCGCACUACUCCCACCCUCCACUCCCCACAUCUUCUUUCUUUUGAAUCCGAACGAUUUAACUGGCACUGGAUGUACGAUAAUGUACUGAGAGUUCUGGACGAUUUGGUAGAUCCGUGGCUCAUCGAUAAGCGUGGUGGAGGGGAGAUGCCACUACCGAAUCUGCCAGAGCUAUCACCAUGGGGGAUGAUCGCCAGCAUCGAACACGGGGGCCAUCUCUCGCUGUUGAGGAGUCUUGUGAGAACUUGGGGAGGAAAGGAGGCGGUUAGGACUUUCCAUGAUUCGAAAUGGACUAAUAACAUGAUACUUGGCCAACAGGACGUAGUACAUUUCAGUAGGUGUAAGGGCGGGGCUCGGCACCACUUCACCAUCACAACCAAAAAGUAUAUAUACCUUACAAUUGGCACUUUGGGAGGGGGUACUAGAUUGGAUAACCGUAAUAGUUCAAUUCGCCCAAACUUUUCAACCUUUGACCAAUUGAUACAACGUAGCUUAUGGAGCUUGACAAACUCCACCAAUUGCUCAUAUUCACCAACCACUUGCGACCUAUUUUGGUGCUCCCAAAAGCCUCACACUCACUCGAACGACUCAGCGACGGAGCUAAUUCUUCUAGAGUUGAAGCGCUUUAAUCGUUGCCCCAGUAAGCAGGAUACAGACGAGCUUAAAGCCCUAGAUGAGGAGUUUUGCAUUAACCGGAGAGCUUGGAGGAAGAUUGACAUGCUCAUAGUGAUGGGUUUCAAGGGAAAUGGGACGAUAAUGAAGAUUUAUAAAUCUCUCUUGUUGUACUACAGAAGCACGUUUAACAGUAGCACAGAAAUCCACUAA
Messenger RNA from Lindgomyces ingoldianus, 1368 nucleotides. RefSeq lists its product as uncharacterized. The transcript has 12 exons. Lineage: Eukaryota; Fungi; Ascomycota; Dothideomycetes; Pleosporales; Lindgomycetaceae. Bases 1 to 1368 code for a protein of 455 amino acids. The record is from RefSeq and is a predicted model, not a curated record.